CAACAACAUUCAAAACCAGUCAGUAGGCAAGCUCGGUAUAAUCAUAAAAGCCUUACUCCAAAAUUGAGAUUCAUGAUCAUCUAUUUCGUCAAUCCGCACAUAUUGUCUUCUCUUACCGACUUUCCUCAUGACAGCACGACCGUACUGUUUGCGCACUAACAGACUUUCACGUCCGCUUGGGAUCGAUGCGUUCCCCGUGGAAUUCAGCUGGCAGCUAGCAGCUAAUCAAGGCAUUUGUGAUGUCACGCAGUCCUCCUAUGAACUUCAAGUUUCUACAUCUCUAUCCUUCGAAUCCAACACUAUCGUUUGGGACAGCAAAAAGACGGCUGCAAGCAAAAAUCCAUCACUGACCGCCAUCUACGCGGGGAGCAGUGUGAAGAGUCGCACGAGGUAUCAUUGGCGCCUCCGCAUAUGGGAUCAACUCGACGAGCCUAGCGACGAAACUUGGGACACGGCUGAGCAAGCAUGGUUCGAAACAGGUCUGCUCCUGCCAUCGGACUGGAAAGCAUCCUGGAUUAGCGCUCCAGUGAUGACAACGACUGGAACAUCAGGAAAAGAUGAUAGAGUUAUAUACCUCUCUAGUAGCUUGCAGCUUGCGCGAGAACCAGUCCGUGGGCGAGCUUACGCAACGGCUUGUGGAUGGUAUAAGCUCUUCGUCAAUCAAAACAACGUCACUGGUACGGCGUUGGUGCCACGCUGGACACCUUUUGAUGAAUUCACUGAAUACCAGACUUACGAUAUUGCAAAAUAUCUCAGGACUGGCGAGAAUGUGAUCAGUGUCGUUAUUGCGGAUGGGCGGUUCAGAGGUCAGAUAGGCAUCACCGAAGGGCGCUGUCGAUACGGAGACCGGCUUUCUGCACUGAUACAACUCGAGGUGGAUACAGAUGAUGGGAAAACUGUCACAUUCUGUACAGACGAGACAUGGAGGCCUUUUAAAGGUUCUAUCGUUCGAUCAGACCCCGUAUGGGGCGAACAAACCGACUUUCGAAUCUCUGACGAAUGGCUGGGGAAGUGCGAUGCUCCAUCUACUAAUUUUGCCGAAAAGGUCCCAGUUUUGACGAAGAAGCUCAUCGCAGAAGAAGUCGAACGCGUCGAGGAAGUCAUGCGCUUGCCACCCAAGGCCGUACUUCAUGCCACGUCAGGGGCACAAGUAAUCGAAUUUGGUCAAAACUUUGCCGGAAUCAUGGCAAUAAAGCUCCGCGGCCGGGCAGGUUGCAAGAUCGCCAUAACAUAUAGCGAAGUCCUUUCUAGCGACGGAGAGCUUGAUGUCGACUACUUGAAGCUUCCCUUCGUUCCACAUAUCGUACAACGGGACGUUGUCACGCUUGGAGAUAAUGCAGUUGAAUUCCAGCCCUGGUUCGCCAUCCAUGGAUUUCGCUACGCCGAAGUUCAAGGUUUGGACUACAAUCUUAGUCCCUCCGACGUCCACGGAGUUGUCCUGGCUUCCAACUUCCCAACUACGGGAUCUUUCACCUGCUCAGACGCGCGCCUUAAUAAGCUCUAUGAGAACGUUGUUUGGGGCGCCCGCAGCAAUUUCACAGACACCCCAACUGACUGUCCGACUCGAGAACGAAUGGGAUGGACUGGAGAUAUCCAGGUGUUUUCUUCUACUGCAACGUUGCUAUUCGAUAGUCAGAAUUUCCUGCGUCGGUACUUGCGUUGCCUGGCUGCGGAGCAACGUGCUGACGGAACCAUCCCACCAUAUAUCCCCAGUGGUGCAUCACAGUUCAGUAGCCAGCUAUCGCUCAUGGGGAGGAUGUUCUCAGGAUCAACGGGAUGGGGCGAUGCUUCUACAAUGAUGCCUUGGGCCCUAUAUCAGCACUAUAAUGACGACGUAGUCCUCUCGCGACAGUACGACAGCAUGACAAGGUGGGUGGAUAGCUUGGCACAUCGAGCACGAGAGAAGAUGAGCUGGGGGCGAUGGCUCUGCACUAAAUUCGGUGCUGGAUGUGGGGACCUCGAGGAGUACAUCUUAGACACUGGCUUCAGCUGGGGGGAAUGGCUUCGGGCUGGAAGCGGGAUCCUCACAAUGAUCAAAGACGUCUUGUUCCCCAGCGCCGCUAUUUCCACAGCUUAUCUAGCCCACUCAGCUCGUCUGCUCUCUAACAUCGCCAAUAUUCUUGGCAAACAGGACGACGCUGAACAUUAUCUCGCACUGUCGAAAAGAACAUCGGAAGCGUGGCGCACUGCUUUUGUCCGACAACGCGGUGCCCGCAUCGCAGGAGACUACCAAGACGACUACCUCCGCGCCCUCGCCUUCAACCUCAUUGAGCCAGAGCAAAAACCAGCAGCUUUAGAGCGCCUCGUAGAACUCAUAGUGCAAGCCGGCUACCAUCUGGGAACUGGCUUCAUGAGCACCGGGCUGCUGCUCCCUGUACUUGCCGAAUACGGCAGGGCAGAUAUCGCAUACCGUAUCCUGAUGCAAGACACAGCGCCAUCGUGGCUGUAUCCUGUCCAGAAGGACGCAACGACUCUCUGGGAGACUUGGGAAGGAUAUGACGGCAAAGGGAACGCGAAGAUGUCGCAUAAUCACUAUGCGUUUGGCACUGUGGCAUCAUGGUUGCAGGAGAGCGUGGCGGGUUUGACAGCAGUUGAGCCAGGCUACAGGAAGAUCAGGAUAAAGCCCUUGAUUGGGGGCGGGUUAACGCACGCUGAGGCUUCUUUAGAGACGCCAUUGGGCUUCGCGAAGAGUGCCUGGAGUUUGGAUAAGGAGGCAGGAACAGUGAGGCUUGAGGUUGUGAUUCCGCCAUGUGCUACAGCUGAGGUGGUGUUAGCAGGUCCUACAGUUAAAACUCUGGGAUCCGGAACCUAUUUAUUCAAAUAUAAGGUAGAUUUGUAAUUGCGAUAUAACGUAUGUACUCCACAAGCGAGUGACGUACUUUUUGCCAAGAC
Molecule: messenger RNA, 2892 nt
Organism: Bipolaris sorokiniana ND90Pr
Lineage: Eukaryota; Fungi; Ascomycota; Dothideomycetes; Pleosporales; Pleosporaceae
Product: glycoside hydrolase family 78 protein
Exons: 1
Coding region: 128-2839 (903 amino acids)
Biological process (GO): carbohydrate metabolic process
Source: RefSeq, a predicted model, not a curated record